UGGGAAUAAAACGACGUAGCUCAAAGAACCCAAUAUAAAAUACAUCUUAUAUUAACCCUAGGGUUCCUGAUUCGGCUCUAUCGAUAACUCGCGCCUCUGUCUAAGACCUUCGUUCAUCCAACCGAUCUCAUGGCUCCAAAGAAGGAUAAGGCUCCUCCACCUUCCUCCAAGCCAGCCAAAUCUGGUGGCGGCAAGCAGAAGAAGAAGAAGUGGAGCAAGGGAAAGCAAAAGGAGAAGGUGAAUAACAUGGUGCUCUUUGAUCAGGCUACCUAUGACAAGCUCAUAUCUGAAGCACCCAAAUACAAGCUCAUCACUCCUUCAGUUCUCUCUGAUCGUUUGAGGGUUAAUGGUUCUCUUGCAAGGAAGGCUAUUAGAGAUUUGAUGGCUAGAGGUUUAAUCAGGAUGGUAUCUUCCCAUUCAAGUCAGCAGAUUUACACCAGGGCUACAAACACCUAAGUGUAGUACCGAUCAUAAUUUGCAUGCAGUGUUGGUAGAAUUAGCUAUGUAUUGUUCUUUUAAACUUUGAGAUGCACAUUUUGCCAGCUUGUAUCAGUUUUGGCAUCUAUCUAUUAUCGUUUUUGGUAUUCUGGCAGUUCUUUUCUUCUUGUUUUAUUUAGGUUAAUUACUGUUGAUUGAGAUUCAUUUUGAAAGAGAAAUCUGGACACAGACCAUAUAUUUUUCCGGUUUGAGUUUUAAAAAUUGUUUUUCUCUCCUA
Messenger RNA from Cicer arietinum (chickpea), 715 nucleotides. Its product is annotated as small ribosomal subunit protein eS25y-like. Lineage: Eukaryota; Viridiplantae; Streptophyta; Magnoliopsida; Fabales; Fabaceae. The record is from RefSeq and is a predicted model, not a curated record.